Molecule: messenger RNA, 423 nt
Organism: Mucor velutinosus
Lineage: Eukaryota; Fungi; Mucoromycota; Mucoromycetes; Mucorales; Mucoraceae
Exons: 1
Coding region: 1-423 (140 amino acids)
Source: RefSeq, a predicted model, not a curated record
AUGAUCAUAGACAAGUCAUCAUCAUUGACUUACAAUUUGGCUACUAUCUUAUCAAACAAAAACACUGCUUCAGUCGUGCACAUGACAUAUGGUGUAUCUAAAGGGUCUGGCAUAGAGGCAUGUCAUGCACACGGCUCAGGACCAUUAAGCAGCGGUUUCACGAUUGAUGAUGAUGACAUGAGAAGAUACAACCUUGCUUUUGUGCUGUGCAAGAUAGGAUCCCAUCUGCCAAGUCCAAUGAUGGCCAAUCUGUCUUCUUGGAUCUCUGCCAUCAUGUUAAGCGCAUCACAAGCUGCAAGAAUAGCUGUUCUUCAAUCAAAACUAAUUGCGAAAGUGCAUGAAUUGGACAAAGAGCUGGAUAAGGUGGGUGAAAUGGGUGUCAUGACACAUAUACUGAUUGACAUUUUGACAUUGUGUUUGUGA